UCGAAUCGGAAUCUUGGAAAUCUCUUGAACUCUGUGAACUGCAUCAACAAAGAUUUCCUCUGCGAGCUCCAGCAUCAGAUAAAUAUGCACAUUCCACUUGCCGUUUGUAAGAUGCGUAAGUUGCAGAUCCAAAUUCUGACCCGCGACGGUCGCAAGAACAUCUAUGAGACCGACCGCUCUCGCAACGUGGCCGAUUUGAAGAAGCGCAUUGGACGCACCAUGAACGUGCCGAUGGCAUUUAGCCGGCUGACUUAUAAGGGUCGCCUGCUGACCAACGAUAGCAUUCUGGAGGAUGAGGGCGUGAAGCGCAUGUCUACGUUGGAGCUAUAUUGGCAGCCAUUGGUGCUGACACCCAAGCAGUAUCGCGAAAAGGAACUGGAACUGGACAAGCUCGACCAGAAGCAGCGUCACGUGUCGCGCAUCGCUGAGAACUAUGAGCAGACCGUUAAGAAGGGCGGACACGAGAGAACUCCGAGCGGACUGCGCCGCACACGUGACCAUUUGCGGGUGAAGCGUUCGUUGAGCGCCGACGAUAUGAAGAUGUCCACAAACAGCUUCGUCCGCCAGUCGGAGCGCAAAAUUGACGAAUGCGUGCCGGAGGAGGAGCUGAAGAGCUCAUCGUCAUCCGAGGAGCUAGACUUUCUCGCCUCCUAUUGGUGCUGCACGAAGAACACCACGAAGAAGACACGCAAAUCAUUGGACGCCACUGGGCUUAAUUAUGUCGAUGUCCCCAUCGAUGCUGAUGCUGAUGUCGUUGCCGAUGCUAAAGGUAAUGCUAAGGCUAAGGCUAAUCAAAAUGGCGGGGCACUCAAACUGGAUGCUGGCAAUGAAUUGAAGAUGAAGGCAUCUGGCAUAGCCACUGGAACUGGCACUGGCAUCGGCUCUGCCACUGGCAUCGGCUCUGCCAUUGGCAUCGGUUCUGGAACUGGAACUGGUAUUGGCACUGGAACUGCAGCUGGAACUGACUUUCCACCAUCAGACACAACCACCACAGAUGACGAUGAUCUCGAAGAGCUAAUGGAUGAGCCCUGCAUGAACUAUAAGCAUCAGCCGUUCCGCAGCGGACUACGUCUGGCCGCUGGCCGCAUGUCUCGCAGCAUCAUCACCAAUAUCAGGAAGAAUCAGAAGACUAGCAAGAAAUAAGGAAAGCCAAGUGGCUGACAGACUCUGGCCCACAGUUUGAAUCAGGAAUUGGAACGACUUGUUUACUUUUACUACACUAGCUGCAUAACUAAUCCGAUAUAUAUAUAUAGAUAUAUAUGUAUAUGUAAUAUAUUUGAAUAUGCAUAUAAAUAUAUAUAUAUAUAUAUAUAUACCUCUUUUUUGGCCUGCCAGCAGCAGCAGCCGAUCGAAAAAUCCCAAUUUCCAUACAUCAGCCAAUUCCAAAUUAACGUCAACUCAUAUCACAAAGGAGUGGAUAUACUUACACUCCUCACAUACACACAUACAUAUUGCAAUGUGCACACACAUAUAAAAAUAAAUAUGCAAAUGCAUCCAUAUAUACAGUUACAACUAACAUGGCCAAUAUUGUGAUUAAAAUUAUUUAAACUUCA
Molecule: messenger RNA, 1553 nt
Organism: Drosophila mojavensis
Lineage: Eukaryota; Metazoa; Arthropoda; Insecta; Diptera; Drosophilidae
Exons: 2
Coding region: 85-1143 (352 amino acids)
Molecular function (GO): protein binding
Source: RefSeq, a predicted model, not a curated record